AUGGCUCUUAAGGCAUGGACUCCGGAUUUUGAUUUCCAAAAUGAAGUUUUAAGGGUGAUUCCUCUUUGGAUUAGAUUGUAUAACCUGCCAGUUAAAUACUGGGGUCCUGAAUGUCUAAGUAGAAUAGGGAGUAUGGUUAGGAUCCCUCUUUUUGUUGAUGAAUGUACUACACAACAACAAAGAGUUCCUUUUGCUCGAAUGUUCGUGGAAGUUGAUGUUACUAAGGAACUGCCUAAGAGUAUUUAUGUUGAGGAUGCUUCAGGGAGAGCUAUUGAGCAAAAAGUGAGCAAGGAGAAAGAAGUGACUAAAGUUACUCAGAAAUUGGUGCUUAAAGUCACUCAACCAAAACCUAGUACUAUUAAAGUGACAACAGUUGUGGCGAACAAUCCGGGCAAGGCUAUGGUUGCCAAUCUAGAUUUUGCUACAGGGGUUGUUCCAUCGACUAAUGUAAGGGAUGUGCAACCCAUUAAUAAUGCAGGGGAUCAAAGGAUUGAUGUUCCUCUAGUUCCGGUGUCGAACAUUGUUACUAGAUGGCAGAAGGGGAAGGAUGCAAUGUUAAUGGAAGGGCCAGCAAUUGUAACUCGUUUAAUGGAUGAGGCUAGGAGUAGCACAUUCACAGUUUCCCCAGAAACUAGAGUUAAAGCUCACAAUAAGGAUAAAGUCUUGAAGAAGUUUGGAAAUACAUGGAACUGGGUGCAUAAAUAUGAAGCUUCAGAUAGAGGUAGGAUUUGGAUUGCUUGGAAUCCUACUGUUGUCACUCUUCAAAUCAUUCACAAAUCUGCUCAAAUUAUUCACUGUUGUGUGACUGAUAAACAUGCUGGAGAUCAAUGGAUGUUUUCUGUGGUGUAUGGUUUGCAUAAUGUGAAGGAUAGGUGUAAUGAUCAGUUAAGAACAUUACUUAUUAAGUAG
This is a messenger RNA of Beta vulgaris subsp. vulgaris (sugar beet), 909 nucleotides long. RefSeq lists its product as uncharacterized. The transcript is spliced from 3 exons. Lineage: Eukaryota; Viridiplantae; Streptophyta; Magnoliopsida; Caryophyllales; Amaranthaceae. The record is from RefSeq and is a predicted model, not a curated record. Bases 1 to 909 code for a protein of 302 amino acids.